AUGAGUUCAUUAAGAUUUGACGGAAAGGUGGUAGUGAUCACUGGAGCUGGUAAUGGUUUGGGCAAAGAAUACGCUUUGUUUUAUGGAAAAAGGGGAGCAAAGGUGGUUGUCAACGAUUUAGGCGGUUCUAUGAAAGGAACAGGAGCUUCAUCUUCAGCAGCUGAUAAGGUUGUUGAGGAAAUAAAGGCUGCUGGAGGAAUUGCAGUUGCAAAUUAUGACAGCGUUGAGUUUGGUGAGAGAAUAAUUGAAACUGCAAUAAAAACAUUUGGAAAAAUUGAUAUUUUAAUUAAUAAUGCAGGGAUCCUAAGGGAUGUUUCAUUCGAAAAAAUGAAAGACGAGGAUUGGGAUCUCAUUUACAAGGUAUUUAUUUUUAUUAAAGCCUUAGGUUCAUCUUAAGGGAACUUACGCAUGUUCAAAAGCAGCUUGGCCAUAUAUGAGAGAAUAGAAAUAUGGAAGAAUAAUCAAUACAUCCUCAGCAUCAGGAUUGUACGGAGUGUUUGGAUAAACCAAUUACAGUACAGCCAAAUUGGCUACACAUGGAUUAACCCUUGCACUCUCAAGAGAAGGCUUAAAAAGAAACAUAUUCGUAAAUUCUAUUUGCCCUGUUGCUGCAAGUCGACUUACUGAAACAGUGAUGAGCAAGGAAGUUCUCUCCAGUCUCAAACCAGAUUAUAUUGUACCACUUGUAGCAUGGCUGUCUCACGAGGAUUGCAAGGAAACAGGAUCAGUUUUUGAAUUAGGAGCUGGUUAUAUUUCAAAAUUGAGAUGGUAAAGAAAUUAAGGAUAUUUCUUUGAUACUCCAUUUACUCCUGAAGAUGUUAAGGAGAAAUGGGAUGAAGUAUCAGGAUUUGGUAAUGUUGUGUAUCAUCCACAAACAUCUUCUGAAAUAUUUGAGAUAUUCUUCAACAAAGAAGAAUUUGUCAAGUAAUAAAAGGAAGGCAAAACUAAAUCAACAAGUCCCUCAUAAAAUGCCUAACCAACCAACGUAACCUUGAAAGCAGAGAAAAUUUUCAAUUUAAUGAGAGCAUUUUUGGACAGAGGAGAAGGAAAAGACUUAAUUCCAAAAGUUUAAGGAGUGUUCAAUUUUGAAAUAAUCCUUUAAAAAGGAGGUCCAGUAAUUAAAUCUUGGGUAAUUGAUUUGAAGAAUGGCCAAGGAUCCAUCAAAGAAGGCAAGGAAUAGGCUGAUGCCACAUUCAAUAUGAUUGAUGAUGAUUUUGAGAGAGUAUGUUAGGGUAAAUUAUAAGCAAAUGAAGCUUUCUUAAAGGGUUUGAUGAAAAUUAAAGGCAAUAUGAAAAAAGCGUAAUAUUUUUCCUUUAUCAUUCUUUAGAACCCUUUUUACACCAAGCCUUUUUCCAGCUCCAACCCCAGAAAACUUUGCCAAAUAUUCUUAAGCAAAAUUAUGAGAAAUAUAUUAGUAUUAUUU
Paramecium octaurelia is the source of this 1423-nucleotide messenger RNA. The record is from the annotation of a GenBank genome assembly. NCBI's taxonomy places the organism in Eukaryota, Ciliophora, Oligohymenophorea, Peniculida, Parameciidae.